CUCCAUCGUGUUCCUGGAGCCUCCUGCAGGAGAGUUCUGGGGAAGGCAGGAGGGGGCAGAGUGGACAGGCAUGGUGGGAAUGGUGAACAGCACCCGCGCCGACCUCGGAGUUGGCGAUCUCUUCCUCAGUAUUGAUAGAAACCAUGUCGUCCUCUACAGCACGCCGUAUGAUGUUGAGUUCUCCUGCUUCAUGGCAAGUACCACUCCGCCCCUGCCACGUUGGAGGAGCCUCACCUUCCCCUUCUCCAGGGAGGCCUGGAUGGCGGUAGGGCUUGGGUUGCUCUCCCUCGAGUUGGCCCUCAUCAUCACUACGAUGCUCACUCCGAAGUUAGCGGAGCAGCCGACGAAGAAGAAGCAGACGCUGCAGCAGACGCUGAUUCAAGUCUUCAGAGAACCCGUGAACUGGACCCCUGAGAGGCACAGCUCCAGGCUGCUGCUGAGCGUGGUCUGGCUGUACGUGAUCGUCAUCACCGUCGCGUACUGCAGUAACCUCACGGCAUUCCUGACUGUGACCAAGAUCCCUCCGGCGUUCGAGACCGUCAAGGGUCUCUAUGACACGGGUCUGUUAGUCACCUCUCUUGGGGACUUCUUCAAGGACGGCCUUGCGUCUGCGGUCGACCCGUACCUGAAGAGCUUGGCCGAUCGCUUCGUGGGGCACGAUGACCUGGCGAGCGCUUGGCCAGCGGUGCUGAAAGGUGAUGCUGUCUACCUCGGCAACCGUAAUUUUCUCGAGUACACCCUUGCCACCUACCCCUGCGCCAACCCAUGCCUGCGUAUCAUGAAGGAGUGCUUCGCCCCCUACAGCGUCGCCCUGGCCUUGCAGCGACACUCGCCCCUGAAGGCGGCGGUGGACGCGAGGCUCCUGAGGCUCAUCGACUCCGGCCUCGUGAGGCACUGGUUCCUCGAAAGCCUCACGAUCUCCCGACAGACACGAGAAUUCAAAGCUGAAAACCAGGACACCGAGAAGAGGUCUGGAGAAGAGGACGGUCCAGUGCCACUGUCCCUGGACCACAUCUCGGGGGCCUUCUUCAUCCACUGCAUUCUCAUGUUAUUUUCUCUGCUCUGCUUCUGUGCAGAGCUUUGCACUGCCAAAGCUCUGAAAAAUAAAAAGAAUAAAAACAUAGAAAAGAGGACCUAAAGGUCACAGAGGAACAAAACUAUUCGUCAUAAUGAAAGAGCAGAACAUAUUUUUAUGCAGCAACUUUUUGAGCUCUGACGUUUCUGAACUCAAACAUUUGUCUAACAAACAUACAAUAGACAAACAUUUCUCCAAGAGCAGCGUGGGAUCUGGAGUAAAUGGCUGUGCACGAAGCUGCGGAACUUAAAACUAUACUAAUAUCAUUAGGAAAAAGUCUUAUUGUUUAGGAGAGCCUUGCAAUAUUGCGAGAAAGAUUUCAUUACAGAGACAAAACU
Hyalella azteca is the source of this 1413-nucleotide messenger RNA. RefSeq names its product ionotropic receptor 93a-like. The transcript is spliced from 8 exons. Gene Ontology annotation, cellular component: membrane. Bases 71 to 1138 code for a protein of 355 amino acids. The record is from RefSeq and is a predicted model, not a curated record. Gene Ontology annotation, molecular function: ligand-gated monoatomic ion channel activity. Lineage: Eukaryota; Metazoa; Arthropoda; Malacostraca; Amphipoda; Hyalellidae.